Oncorhynchus keta (chum salmon) is the source of this 2275-nucleotide messenger RNA. RefSeq lists its product as uncharacterized. The transcript is spliced from 7 exons. The record is from RefSeq and is a predicted model, not a curated record. Lineage: Eukaryota; Metazoa; Chordata; Actinopteri; Salmoniformes; Salmonidae. Bases 1 to 1644 code for a protein of 547 amino acids.
AUGGACCUGCUGGUUAUGAGGGAGAGACCCAGGAGAGGCAUCAGGAACAGUGGCUAUGACGUGAGUCCCACUCCCCUGACCCUGGUCCUGACCCUGGUCCUGACCCUGGUCCUGACCCUGGUCCUUACCCUGGUCCUGACCCUGGUCCUUACCCUGGUCCUUACCCUGGUCCUGACCCUGGUCCCGACCCUGGUCCCGACCCUGGUCCCGACCCUGGUCCCGACCCUGGUCCUUACCCUGGUCCUGACCCUGGUCCUGACCCUGGUCCUGACCCUGGUCCUGACCCUGGUCCUGACCCUGGUCCUGACCCUGGUCCUGACCCUGGUCCUGACCCUGGUCCUGACCCUGGUCCUGACCCUGGUCCUGACCCUGGUCCUUACCCUGGUCCUGACCCUGGUCCUGACCCUGGUCCUUUCCCACUGGCCCUAUCUGAACUGGUGUUCUGGGUCUCAGAAGCAGACUGGGACUGAACCGGAGCUGAUUGAGGAGACCAACGUGGAUCGUCUGAUUCCUCACGGGGGGUUAUGUCUGCCCCAGAGGGGUCAAAGGUCAUCAGAGACCUCCACGUUGAGCUCCCUCGUCCAUCACGAGCCCCGGACCUCCACCCCUGCCCUAUCUGUUACGUUGACCAGUGCCCCGGGAACCAUCCCCGUGGCCGGGGAAGGGCUGCAGUGGGUGCCGGCUCGGAGCAGACAUGUAUCAGUGCAGCCUCCCAAACCUGCCUUUAGGUUCAACCAGCUUCCUGACAUGGUUAUGACCUCUCCUCCACCCCCUAUUCCCCUCGCACUGGACCUCCCCCCUCCAGGGACCUCUCUAAGACGCUCGUCGCCUGACCUGGGGUCCACGGCCAGAAUCUCAGAGUCUGGGACCUACAUGACGGACAUGCAGACCCAGCAUAAUGACAGCAGCGCCCCCUAUGUCUCUCUCUCUAGAGCAGCACUCCCCUCAGUCCCCCUCUCCAGAGCAGCACUCCCCUCAGUCCCCGUCUCCAGAGCAGCACUCCCCUCAGUCCCCGUCUCCAGAGCAGCACUCCCCUCAGUCCCCGUCUCCAGAGCAGCACUCCCCUCAGUCCCCCUCUCCAGAGCAGCACUCCCCUCAGUCCCCCUCUCCAGAGCAGCACUCCCCUCAGUCCCCCUCUCCAGAGCAGCACUCCCCUCAGUCCCCCUCUCCAGAGCAGCACUCCCCUCAGUCAAAGCAGAACAGCCGAUGUCCACCUACUCAGGAAACCCCAUCACAGCGGUGUACGCCAUCCCAGCCUCGCGGUCGGGUUACUCUGAGUAUUUUGCCUCCACGCCUCCGUCCUCUUACCACAGCCCAUCCUGGAUGUCCUACCCCCCCGAGCCUGAGGACGUGCCCCCCCAGUGGGCUGACUCUGUGGCUCUCCCGGGGUACGUGGAGGCCUUCCCUCAUCCCCGCUACCCUCAAGGCAGCUCCCCCAGACUCCCCCUACACUAUGGCCAGGCCAUGGAGCCACCCCCCACCCCGACCACCGCCGCGUCCCAGCAGAGCCUGCCCGAUGCGGGGGAGCCCAGAGACAGAGUCCCCCUCAGCAGUCUCUCCACAUCCGCCCUGGUCCAGGCCAUCCGCCAGGAGGUGGCAAAGCUGGCCAAGAAGCAGACAGACAUGUUUGAGUUCCAGGUGUAAUCCCUCUAGUGGCUGGGAGGUGGAAUUGCAGCACUCUCUUUUCUGAACAUGCUGUAACACUAGAGACAAAACAAACUCUCAAACUAAACUUUUUUGAGAUUUGUAUAUUAAGACUGAUAAAAGCCUCUUUCUUUCUAUUUCUCUCUCUCUCCCACCUCUCUCAAAGUGGGAAAAUCCCACGUUUCUCUGACGUGUUUCAUCACCAUGCUGUUAUUUUGGAGUUACUGAAGAGUGAAAGUGUUCUAUCUCAAACUGUCAGUCAUCUCUUCUUAACGAUGUCUCUAUAGUUACAUUACCUGUUCCUUUACAUUGUACAUAUGUCAUCCCCACAUCUAAAGACCUGGAAUAAUGAAAGAUGAGUGUUUCACUAACCAGGACAGUAACCUUAGCAACCCACGAAGUCGAGGGCAGGCAGACCGUGGCACUAAAUCCUCCAAACACCGGUUUCGAGGGCAUCACUUUUAUACAAUGUGUUACCAACAUAUUCAAAUAAUGAUUGACAUAUUUUCAUUAUUAUUAUUUUUUUAAAUUAAUUUAUUCACACUAAUACAUCCUUCUACAAGGUAUAGUCCCGACACAAAUCUAGCCAGCUUGUCGUUCGUUCUAUCAGUUCGGUUGCUACAGUAGAGAA